This is a messenger RNA of Ruditapes philippinarum (Manila clam), 1451 nucleotides long. RefSeq names its product UPF0462 protein C4orf33-like. NCBI's taxonomy places the organism in Eukaryota, Metazoa, Mollusca, Bivalvia, Venerida, Veneridae. The transcript has 6 exons. Bases 53 to 727 code for a protein of 224 amino acids. The record is from RefSeq and is a predicted model, not a curated record.
AUAUUUAUUGACGCCAUUUACCUGUAAUUUAAUUGACGUGCGUAAACUAGAUAUGGGAAUUAAUCGCAGACUUCUAACUGUUUUGUCGGUGUCAUCAGCAAUACUUAUUUUAUACAAGGCUUUUAAAGUAUGGACAAGGGACAGGCUAGGUCUAGCAUUUACAAUUGGGAAGUCCUGGGACGGCAAAGAUCUGUCUCACCAAAAAGCGGAAAUCUAUUUAAGUAAAGGAGUGUCAAAUGAAGUUGUUUUAAGUGUUCGAGCCCCUUUCUACAAUGAUCCACCGGCACCAAAUGGUCCAGUAGGGCAGCCAUUUCCACAACUAUGGGAUUAUGAAGUUGUAGAGGCUUUCUUUUUAUCUGAUUCUGGAAAAUAUUUGGAAGUUGAGCUCUGUCCUCAUGGUCAACAUAUAGUCCUGAUGUUAGACGGUAGAAGAAACAUGAUAAAGGACAAACUGCCAUUAUUAUUUACAAGCAAAAUUUCUGGUUCAGAAUGGACAGGUACGGCUGUUAUACCUGCAGAUUAUUUCCCGCCAAAUGUGUCUAAAUUUAACGCUUAUGCAAUUCAUGGAUCGGGUGAUAACAGACAGUAUGAAGCUUACAUGGCAGUACCAGGUGACCAGCCAGACUUUCACCGACUCGAAUACUUUGCUAACGUGGACUUUUCAUCAAUUCUACCUGCCCAGCCACAAUCGUCACCUUAUUGGCAACAGAAGCCAGGAACCGCUUGAUGCAAUUUUAAAUUCUUUUGUAAACAAGUGCAUUUCAAAAUUUAUGAAAAUCAAAAUCAUUGGUGGACAUGCAGUGCCUAAUUUUACAUCAAACUGUAUAAUAAAAAGCAAUAUUUAAUUGAAAAUUUGAGUUUUGUUUAUGAAUUUGUGUCAUAUGUGUAUUAUUUUUACAAAAUAUAUAGUGUAGUAUAAAGGGUUAUUUAAGUAAUCAUUAUUAUGUGAUUUAAUUAAUCAAUAAAUUAUGCUAUAUACUAUAAGUUUUGCUAUAUAUAGUAUAAAUUAUGCGCUGAAUGUGCAAUAUCAGAUCUUAGACAAAAUUUAUUGCAUAUUUUUACAUGUGAUAUGGGAAUUUAUUUCACGAUUAAUACUGGUAUAGUGAGGUAUAAUUUAUACCACUCCUCGUGUAUUACUCAUUUUGGAUAGUGCUUACGUAGAUGAAAAGAAAAAUUAUCUACUUUUCUGAAUAUGGAAUGUAUUUUUGUGUGUGUGUUGAUGAACUUCAUUAGGUGAAAGAACAUUAUUCAUUUAUUCAAAGCAAUAGAAUAUCAUUUAUCUAUUAAGUUUUGACAGCAUGGGACUAGGUCAAAAGUUAACCCACACACUUUACCGAAUAGAUAUACAUUUUAGAACUAAAAUCCAUUGUCAUCAUGAAAUUAAGACAUGUUAUGAGAAAUUAAAUUUUGAUGGAAAGAACAAAACUUGACGGAACAUAUAAUUAAAUUAU